UUUUAGCUUGGACGCUUGCUGGCUAGCUAGCUAACGUUAGCUAGCUUUCCAUCAGUGCUUACCGCUUAUUUAAUCGGACAUAAAACGAGAUUAUUUAUUAUUUAUCUUUCUGUUUCUUUAUUGUACUAUUGCUAAAAAAAAGUAUAUACUAAUCUUACCGAUAUAUUAAUGUCAUCCGAUAAACUCCUGUCCUGUGUAGUUUUCGAAAGCUAGCUUCACUUGCUAGCUAGCUAGCAAGCGAGCUAUCUUAAUUUCCGGUGUUUUUUUGUUGUUGUUUUAUUCGCUAACUAACUAACGUUAGCUUUACAACGAUUUUGGUAGCUAUUGCUAAUGUAGAUACCAAUCUCUUUUGUUGGAAGUACAAAAUAAAAUUACUCUGUUAACGUUAGUAGUUGAAGGUAAGUUCAAGCUUUGAACUAGCUAACUUUAGUCAACAUUAUUAUGACUAGUUCAUAUAUUUGGCAUUGUGAUACAACCAUUCUGAUUAAAAGCCAGGCAAGGAAGACAACAUGCCGGUACAUUCUCGAGAAAAGAAAGAAAGUAAUCAUGAGGAGAUGGAAGUCGACUAUCCCGAACAAGACGGGAGCAGUUCAGAUGAGGAUGACACUGAGAGCUCGUCCGUGUCAGAGGAUGGGGACAGCUCGGGUAAGAAUUGUUUUACCAACCCAGUUUGUUUGUAAGCUACAAGUGAUUUGCUACACAUGUUACAUAAAAGCAUCUAAUGUGUUUCAUUGAUUUUUUUGGACAUCAUACAUGCAUUGUAGAGAUGGAUGAUGAGGACUGUGAAAGGAGAAGGGUGGAGUGCCUUGAUGAAAUGACAAAUCUGGAGAAACAAUUUGGAGACCUGAAAGACCAGUAAGUCACUGAUUGCAUUUACUGAUUGGAUUUACCUUAUAAAUAUGUCUCAAUUCCAUCAGUGUGUCAAACAGAUUAAUGUAGCUAAGGUGCUGUUUUUGUUCAGGUUGUACAAGGAGAGGUUGAGUCAGGUGGAUGCCAAACUCAAGGAGGUGAUUGCAGGCAAGGCUUCGGAGUACCUGGACCCCCUGGCAAAUCUGCAGGAGAACAUGCAGAUCAGAACAAAGGUUGCUGGUAAGUCUGUUGCAAGCUAAUCUUUGGAUUACAUUAUUUAUAUAGCUUUAAACUGAUUUCACAAAUUGCUGUGGCAUUGAACACCUGAUUAAUAAAUUAAUGUUUCCUAAUUGUCAUCCAGAAGUUGACAAAGUAAAUCUGAUUGAAUGAACAGUAUGCUGGCAUGUCUCACUGUCAAAUUGUUUUCCUUCUCAGGGAUCUACCGGGAGCUCUGUAUAGAGUCUGUAAAAAACAAGUAUGACUGUGAAAUCCAAGCAGCUUUCCAGCACUGGGAGGUGAGCAUUGAUGUUGGGAAGUCCACAUUGAUGUUGGGAAGUCCACAUUUCAUAGCUCUACCCAUGUCCAUCUUCAAACCUCUGAUGUCGAAUUAAUUUAUUUGUAUACUGUCUUAAUUUAUGAUAAUUUGAAACCAUUGAUUUGUCUUUGUUUGUCGCAGAGUGAGAAGCUGCUAUUGUUUGAUACAGUGCAGAGUGAACUUGUGGAAAAGAUCAGGCGACUGGAGGAGGACAGGCACAGUAUAGAUAUAACCUCAGGUAUCAUCAAGUCAUUAAGCAUGCAUAACCCAGCUCUCAUAUGGCUAGUUCACCAGACAGUUGCAAGCCUAGUCCUGGACUUAAAAGCUAUUUAAUGGAGCAUGCCUUUUAGUCCAGGACUAGGCUUAGUCUGUGUCCAGGAAACUGUCCGAUAAUGCCAUGUCUUAAUAUUUCCUCUCCUCAUUGACCCUUCUUUUCUCACAGAGCUCUGGAAUGAUGAGCUGCAGUCAAGGAAGAACAAGAGGAAAGAUCCAUUUAGUCCAGACAAAAAUAAGAAGCCAGUUGUUGUGUCAGAUAUCCUCUUUCAUCAUCUGAGUCUCAACAGAAGUUUAUUUUUAUUUUUACAAUCUUGGUCUGUGUUAUGUGUGUACUUGCCCCCCCCACACACAUACACAUACACACACACACACACACACACACACUGCCUUUACAUACCAGUAUUUCCUUAACAUUCGUACGACCAUAUAUUGUCUACAUGUUACAAGACUUGGAUAUACUGGAGGACUGGACAGCAAUCAGAAAGGUACCUUGCCUUGUAUAUGCAUAGUAUGGUCCUCUGUAGCUCAGUUGGUAGAGCCUGGCGCUUGUAAUGCCAGGAUAGUGUGUUCGAUUCCCGGGACCACCCAUACAUAAAUAAAAACGUAUGCAAGUGUGACUAAGUCGCUUAGGAUAAAAGCGUCUGCUAAAUGUCAUUUAUUAUUAUUAUAUUAGUAUGUUUUGGAUUUAUAUGAUGAUUAUGAUCAUAUUCUAACAAUUUUAAUAUAUUAAAGGCUGUUGCUACUUUGGGACCUCACAGAGGUAAGACUGAUGGUAAGACUCAACAUCAAUUUUGAAGUAAAGAAUUGUGCUGUAAUGUUUCAUCACUCUAUUCUGUUACUGUCUGAGAUCCUGUCCCUCGUCCCUUUUUGGUUUUCUGAACCAAACUAUGAAUGAACACCAUACAUAAAUAAACACUAUUUAAUGUUAGUAAGUUGAAAUGAUAUGUUAUAAGAAGUUACUAUACCAAUUUGAAGUGUGUACCUUUGUGACUAAAUCUUUUUUUGUUUCCAUCAAACAUUAAAUUCCAGUCUCCACCAAUAAAAAUGAAAAGUAUCAGCAUAACGCUCGAUCAGAAGAGGGAAAGUUGUAUUAUGACGGAGAAUGGUACUGCCGUGGACAGACGAUAUGCAUCGACAAGAAAGAUGAAGUUCCCACAAGGUGAAGAUACUGGCAUCCUUGGAAAAUAUAUAUUUUUGGAAGCAAAGUAUUUUAUGUCCUUUAUCUAACCAUUUAAUAAUUUCAAUGUUUAAUCUUCUUGUCUUGCCCCCCUCUGUCCAAAGAGCCAUAAUUACCACAAUCAACCACGAUGAGGUUUGGUUCAAACGACUUGACGGCAGCAAAUCCAAGCUGUACAUCUCUCAGCUCCAGAAAGCCAAAUACACUAUCAAACACUCCUAAUUCUCAGGUCAACUUGCACCACUCCCUCUCCAAAGCUGAGGAGUUAUUAAAAGAUCCCCAUGGUGCCAUCUUCUGCCAGUUUUACGUUUUCUAAUGAAUUCUGAAUGGAAUGUUAUCUAUACUUAAAAUACAGUUUUUAUGAAAUACAAUUUUUUUGUUAAUUUGAUGAGAUGGGUGUGGGUCCUCUAAAUAGUAUCGUGUGUGACUGUAGGUGUGAAUAUGACCAUGUUCCAAUGGCAUCUUUAUUGGGCAAGACAAAGACGGAUAUGGAGAAAAUUAGUUUCCAUAUUCUCUUUUUCUACAGGUUUGCCUUAACAGUAGCUCAAAGCAUUCGGAUGAGAAAAUGUACAGUAUAAUGGAAUAACACUGUAAGAUCUAUAGAAAGUUACAUGGGACAUCAGUGUAUAUCAGCCUCUCAUGUAACAUUGCCAAGUAUCCAUUAUCUCUUGCCAUACCCGUCUCUGCCAGUUGUACUUUUUGUAAUUUAUGAUCAAUUCUUUAUGUUAGUGGUAUGGUACUGGUGAUGACUGUCUGUAUAACUUUAACACUUAUGUCUUACAUCUUCCAAUGCAGUAUUCAUUUGUUUCUUGCUGUCUGUCUUAAUGACAUUCCUACAUAGGGUUUUUAAAUUGUAGUAACGUUCCCAGAAUUCCCAGGUUUUCCAGAAAACCCGGUUGAAAGUGUCCCAGAAUCAGAAGAGAAUAAGCAGGAAAUCCGCAAUCCUCCGCCCUAGAUUUCUGGAAAACCAGUGA
Molecule: messenger RNA, 3811 nt
Organism: Coregonus sp. 'balchen'
Lineage: Eukaryota; Metazoa; Chordata; Actinopteri; Salmoniformes; Salmonidae
Source: the annotation of a GenBank genome assembly